Molecule: messenger RNA, 333 nt
Organism: Brenthis ino (lesser marbled fritillary)
Lineage: Eukaryota; Metazoa; Arthropoda; Insecta; Lepidoptera; Nymphalidae
Source: the annotation of a GenBank genome assembly
AUGGGAGUUCUUACAGGUUAUCCUCUUGCAAUAAACGCUACAGAUGUAAAAAUUAAUGAAGUUGACUUUAAUCCCGACUUCAUAUCAAGAAUAAUACCUAAAUUAAAUUGGGAAGUUCUGUGGAGAGCUGCUGAGAGCAUAGGUCACAGUGAAGGUCUACCACAAACAGUUGAACCAAACUAUGAAGAAAACAAAGAAUUCUUGAAAAAGGCCCAUAGAGUUUUAUUAGAAGUUGAAGUUGAAGAAGGAUAUUUAACUUGCCCUGAAUCUGGACGACAAUUUCCUAUAACUAAAGGAAUUCCAAAUAUGCUAUUAACAGAAGCUGAAGUGCAA